GAUGGAUAAGGAACAACUACAGGCGUCAUGAAGUGGACAGCAGACCGUGAAGAUCCAGGAUAAACAGGAACCGCCGCGAUGGUCAUAAACAUGAUCACAUUAGUCACAGUCUCAGCACCAGACCUGAAAGGCAUUUGUCCACACGAGCUCUCGGCGCGAGCGUGUGCUUGUGUCAACUCGGCGCCAGAGCCACGUAGCGAUGCGAAAGCGCCGUGUCCACGUCCAUGAGGGUGGAACGUGGUCCAGCGGCGCCUCGGUGAGCGGCUGGAUUCAAUCGUAGGAGAACGCGACGCCGUUUCCAAUUUGACCGUGUGAAACUCAAUAGAGCUAUUGAUCUGUGGACGCUGCAGCUGGAGACGGCUACCUCCAGACUGUAAUAAAGGCUUUAUCGCCACCUGAAUAAUGCAUGCGGGAGUGAUGAGCCCGGAGAAGGCCAAAGGUGUCGCAGCUAAUGAUUAGACGAACGGGACGACGUCACUCACGGCCGAGAUGCGCGUCACGUCGAUGAAUCAACGCCUGUCUUUUGUUUUUCUCUUUAAAGACAGUAAUAAAAUGUGACCUGCUACUUUUCUCGGCCGCGUAGUUCAUGCAGCUUCCUGACGAGCAGUGGGAUUAUGAUGAUGAACUAGAUGAGUCUAAUUAGAACUUUUGGUGUGUUCUCUGAAUAAACACUUCCCUCUUACAUUUCUCUUGUUCUGCUGUCAUUAAACAUCACUGUCUGGGUUCGCAGUCAUGCUGUUUUCUGCCUGAGAGGAGCAUCGGGCUCGCUCAUCCCAUGUGUCUCCGAUUGUCAACCCGCUGUGGUGUCUGAAGUGCGGUGCAGGCCAUCAUUUCAAGUGCAAAGGGCCGGUCGUAUUAUUCUCUGAUGGUCUGAUGGCAGUUUGGGGGGGUUUUGGUGCUCAGCUCAUAUGAGCCGCUUCAGAGGAGAAAGGAGACAAAGUGCAGUGCGCCUGCUGGGAGAGGGAGGCAUUGUAACAGGACUGCAGGUGCGCGGCUUUGAUUUAAAGGUGAAACCCGGCAGAUAAUUGGCCCGCCUUUAACCCGGGUCACCCAGGGAGCCGUAAAACAGCGACCCGUUAUGUUUUACGAGCUGAAAUCAUAAAACAUAACGGGGGCGGCUGCGCCGAGGUCCGCUGGCGCUGUUCGUGGUGCUGAAUCCCUGACGCCGACACCACAGCGGCGCAGAGCCGAGGGCGAAUGCGGCGGAAUUAACUCAAUUCGCCGCGCAGCCGCCGCCGAGGCGCGCGGCCAAGUUGGGGUCGGAGUGCGAGUGAAGUGGCCCGUCGCACAGCGGCGCCGGAGGCAAAAGGCGAGGGGUGUGGUUACGCGUCACUCAGCAGCGCAUCAGGUAUCCAUCCCACAAUAUAUAAUGAAGAGGAGGCAGAGGAGCGCACCAAGACGGGGCACCGCCGCAGCGACUGCACCACGAGACAACUGUCAGAAAAUGGCCAACGCGCUGAGGUCGCUCGCGCUGCUCGCGGCGCUCGUCGUGUGCUUGCUGGCGUGUUUGGGCGCCUUCGCGGACGCCUACCCGCCCAAGCCGGAGAGUCCGGGGAGCAACGCGUCUCCCGAGGAAUGGGCCAAGUACCACGCGGCCGUCCGGCAUUAUGUCAACCUCAUCACCAGACAGAGGUACGGGAAGAGGUCGACCCCGGAGCAGGCUGUGGCGUGGCUGCUGUUUGGGGACGAUUCAAGCCAAGACACUGAACCGCGCCUGGAGUACAGCGAUCAGUGGUAAAACACUCAGAUGUAGAUCAGCCCUCUAUGUAAAUCAAAUCAACCACACGGAGAUUCUCAAGACACAACCUUCACUGUACUUUGUGACGUUUUAAGUUGUAUUAUUUAACGUGCAUG
This is a messenger RNA of Betta splendens (Siamese fighting fish), 1854 nucleotides long. It is a transcript of the gene pyyb, whose product is annotated as peptide YYb. Gene Ontology annotation, cellular component: extracellular region. The record is from RefSeq and is a predicted model, not a curated record. The transcript has 4 exons. Gene Ontology annotation, biological process: neuropeptide signaling pathway; feeding behavior. Bases 1370 to 1738 code for a protein of 122 amino acids. NCBI's taxonomy places the organism in Eukaryota, Metazoa, Chordata, Actinopteri, Anabantiformes, Osphronemidae. Gene Ontology annotation, molecular function: neuropeptide hormone activity; neuropeptide Y receptor binding.